AUGGGGGCCGGUGGUCCCUCUGGGCGGCCUGGGCCAGCUCCCGAUGGCGGCUGGGGCUGGGCGGUGCUACUUGGCUGCUUCGUGGUGACGGGUUUCUCCUACGCCUUCCCUAAGGCGGUCAGCGUGUACUUCAAGGCUCUCAUGCGGGACUUCGGUGUGGGUUACAGCGACACGGCCUGGAUCUCCUCCAUCAUGCUGGCCAUGCUCUAUGGCACAGGGCCCUUGUCUAGUAUCCUGGUAAAUCAGUUUGGCUGCCGUCCUGUGAUGCUGUGCGGGGGUCUGUUGGCCUCCUCUGGGAUGAUCCUGGCCUCCUUCACCACCAGCCUCGUGGAGCUGUAUCUGACGGCCGGAGUGCUCACAGGCCUGGGCAUGGCCCUCAACUUCCAACCCUCACUCAUCAUGCUGGGCCUGUACUUUGACCGCCGGCGGCCCCUGGCCAACGGACUGGCGGCGGCCGGCAGUCCCGUCUUCCUGUCCGCCCUGUCUCCUCUGGGCCAGGUCCUGCUGGAGCACUUUGGCUGGCGGGGGGGCUUCCUCCUUAUGGGGGGGCUGCUUCUUAACUGCUGCACCUGCGGAGCGGUCAUGAGGCCCCUGAGCGGUGGCCCCGGGGCCCGGGGAGGGGCCGGGCCUGAGGAGGAAGCCAGGGAGAUGCUGCCUCUGGAGCAGGGAAAGAAGACGGCGGUGGGGAGCGUCGGCGGGCAGCAGCGGAGACGGCGGCGGAAGAAGCGGCUGCUGGACUUCUCCGUCUUCACCGACCGGGGCUUCGUGGUGUACACCAUCGCCAAGUUCAUCCUGGUGCUGGGCCUGUUUGUGCCCACCAUCAUGCUGGUCAACUAUGCCAAGGACGCGGGCGUGCCCGACACCGACGCCGCCUUCCUGCUGUCGGUGAUCGGCUUCGUGGACAUAGUGGCCCGGCCGGCCUGCGGGGCGCUGGCCGGGCUGGCCAGGGUCCGGCCCCACGUGACCUAUCUCUUCAGCCUGGCCAUGCUGGCCAACGGGCUCACUGACCUGUGCAGUGCCCGGGCCCGCUCCUAUGGCGCCCUGGUGGGCUUCUGUGUGGCCUUCGGCCUUUCCUACGGCAUGGUGGGCGCCUUGCAGUUCGAGGUGCUCAUGGCCACCGUCGGAGCCCAGCGAUUCCCCAGUGCCAUCGGCCUCGUACUGCUGGUAGAGGCCGUGGCGGUGCUCAUAGGCCCGCCCUCAGCCGGUCGCCUGGUGGACACCCUUAAGAACUACGAAAUCAUCUUCUAUCUGGCCGGUUCUGAGGUGCUACUGUCCGCUCUCUUCCUCUCCACGGCCACCUACUGCUGUCUGAGGAAGCCUCGAGGCCCAGAACUCACCCCGGACCCUCCCACUGGGGCUAAGGACACAGAAGAGGCUGAGUACGACAGUGACCCCAGCCCCGGCGCUGCUGCUACGGCUACCACCCAGCACUCCGAGAACCACGUGGCCCCCGACAUGGGGCAGGCUGAGGAAGAAGAGGAAGAGGAGGGGGAGGAGGAGGGGAAACCUGUCCUGGGAGGCUCUGCAGAGACUCUCAGCAAAGGUGGAUUCUAG
Molecule: messenger RNA, 1554 nt
Organism: Phascolarctos cinereus (koala)
Lineage: Eukaryota; Metazoa; Chordata; Mammalia; Diprotodontia; Phascolarctidae
Gene: SLC16A8
Product: solute carrier family 16 member 8
Biological process (GO): transmembrane transport; monocarboxylic acid transport
Cellular component (GO): basolateral plasma membrane
Molecular function (GO): monocarboxylic acid transmembrane transporter activity
Source: RefSeq, a predicted model, not a curated record